Molecule: messenger RNA, 4752 nt
Organism: Spodoptera exigua (beet armyworm)
Lineage: Eukaryota; Metazoa; Arthropoda; Insecta; Lepidoptera; Noctuidae
Source: the annotation of a GenBank genome assembly
AUGGCUAAAGUUCAGCCAGGGUUGCAGGGCAAGCGCAAUAAGGUAUCACGGCCUUUGACGACAGUAGAAGAAACGGGACGAAGAGCAGGUCUACUUUUAGUGGAAGCUGUGUUCAGCAUUGCACUAUUUUUCAUAGCAAUCUUGAUAUCGAAACCAGUUUUCUUGACCCCUCUGCAAGAUGAGCCGGAACCGCCACUAGCAUCGGGAGAUAUCCUGGCUUCAUUGCACACUAAUAAUAUUUUGGGCUAUGCACCCAAUAAUCAACCUUUUGUCUCUAUUAUGCAUAGAGCUGGAAUUCUAUUGGGACUAGAAAUCAUGAGUGCUCAAACGGAGGAUGACCUCAAUGAAAUGUUAUACAACCGGUCUAGUGGCGCUCCACUCAGAAGCCCCGUCAUAUGGGUCAUCUGGAAACCAAAGGAAAAUAAUAUUUGGACUUUAAGCAUCCGCAGUACGGAACGAGCUCGCUUCGUCACCAGCUCGGAGAACAGAGAGACUUCCAACCCUCACUUACGAGCUGGUUUCCUGGCCGUUCAACUGGCGAUUAGUCAGGCCAUCAUCGAGCAUUCGAGUAUUGAAAUUCCUGAUUUCGAAGUGACUUUAGUCUCAAUGCCGGUAUCUCCAUUGAUGGAGGAAGGUGCAGUGAGGCAAGCAUUAUCAGCCAUACUGUUAUGCUUCACUCUGGCCCUCAUCCCGCCAGUUCUGGAGACGGAGGCACUCGUAGUCAAUGAAACUGUCAACUCUUUUAAGGCAGUGCAGUCAUCCGCACGGUUGGCGGUGGCUGGGCAACUGGCUGCCCUGCAACGUGUCGCGGGUUCGAUUCCCGCACGGAACAACGCUUUGUGUGAUCCACAAAUUGUUGUUUCGGGUCUGGGUGUCAUGUGCAAUAGUUUCGUACGGCGCGUAGCGUUCCGCGCGUGCCUCAAAGAGCCAAUGGACCACCACAGACGGGGCCCUAUAGGGCUGAUGUUCAGCCGGGGUUGCGGGGUAAGCGCAAUGAGGCACCGCGACCUCGGCCCAGAGCAGGAGAAGGAACAGGGGCGUGCCCUCCGUCUUCGAAACGUUGGCUACGCCACUAUGUACGUCAGCUGGCUGGUCUACGCCUACCUGACAUGUCUUCCCAUCUGUGUCCUCGCUUCCAUCACCCUCAUCCUGAUAUUCAGGUGGAUCCAUCUCUUCGCAGCCCUCCUAGUCGUGAUGGCAUACGCUUCCGUCAUGAUCAUGCUAGCUCUGAUGAUGGGCAUGUUUCAUAGCAAAGCUUCCAUCGCUUGUGUGUGGACUACGUUGUUCACUUUAAUGCAAACCUAUUUGGCAGAGCUGUUGGUGCAUCACGAGUACGACCUGAAGCAUAGUGCUCUGACAUUUGUCCUACACCUCAUCCUUCCACCUAUAGGAUUGGUGCAUGCUUUAAAUAAAUUCGCAUUACUCCAAACUGGGCACGAAUCGUUAUCACCCGAAACCAGCUCCCUGGUGUACAUGGUUAUGUCGUGGUGUAUCAUGAACAUCUUCUACUUCGGAGUCCUCAUGAUGCUACAGCGGACUAUUGGUCAGAAACGUGCUAUAGGUGGACAAGUCUCCUGGAGUUCUAUCAUAUUCAAGAAAGUUGAGGAUCGUAACCAGCUGCACACGAUAGAAGCUCCAACAAGAAGUGAGCGUGGAAAGGUUCAACAAGUUGAUGAACUUGUAGCCAAGGCUAUCAGUUUUAGAGAUGUUUCCAAGGCUAGUCUCAGUCUACAUAACUCCAUGUUUUUUACAUUAUUAGAUAGAUGUUCAAUCCUUGACUCCGGAAAAGGUGUUGGAGUUUGGCAAUUCAAGUCUUUGUGCCCAGAGAAGACGGGAAUGAGUAUCAUGGGCGUCCCAGUGUUGAGCGAUAUCACCUUCGAUAUUUACCGUGGCGAGUUCACCGUACUCUUCGCCGAGAGAAUCCAGGAUACAAUGCUUAACACUAUGGAAGACUUGCUUACCGGCCUAACUUUUGCUGAUCACGGAACAAUUACGGUGCUAGGCGAGAGAUUGGAACAUGGUACAGUUGUGAUGACCUCCCCUCAUAUGAUGGGAUACUGCCAUCAUUCGGAGACACUAAUCGAAGACCUCACUGUUCAAGAGCAUUUUACUUUGUUCAGCAUGAUAUGUCUAUGGAACAGAAUGAAGUUGAGUAUAUUUGAGUACGCCCACGUUAGGACGAAGCGUCUCUUGAAAGAGUGUGAUCUAGAAAAGGUGAAGAACGAACGAGUGAGGAACCUGAACAUCUACUACAAGGCUCAGCUAUGUUGGGCAAUAGCCAUGUUACUGGAACCGCGGGUGAUAGUGAUACCCGCUUUGACUGACCAUCGAACUUACGUAUCUGUUAUUAAGGACAAGAUAAUGCAAUAUAAAAAGUACAAGACAAUAGUAUCACUCAACUUCUCGAGUAUGCAAAUUGAGUACGCUGAUAGAAUAUUUGUAUUUGAUAGCAAGAUACUUGUCUUCGGAGGCACUCCAGCCUAUAUGUUUUUUAAGUAUGGUCGUGAAUACCGUGUGCGGAUGACGAUGAAGAGCGGGAUUUCUGAUGACACUAUCAAAGAGCUUCUUAAUCGGGCUGAACAAGCUGGUGCUACAGUGAGAGCUCACCUUGGUUCCUUGCUUAUCCUGAGACUACCAGCUAGUCCUACUGCCACCGUAGCAGAACUUGUAAAGGAUCUGACUGACAACUCUAAUAAAUAUGGUCUCACAUCUUUCAAUAUAAGUGUAGCUGAUUCUGAAGAAGUCUGUCGAAGGUUUGCAAACGAGCAGACGGAUUACCUAAUGUUAUUAGCGGCAAUAACUGCGGGUGCGGCCCUAGGGUUUUCGCUUUCUUCCGUACUCUUCCACAUGGAUCCCGGCAGAGGUUCCAAGAAAGUAAUCAGCGGUGAAAGUCUGACGGAAUAUUUAGUUACUCGUGCGAUAGACUCGCCUCAAGUCUACGUGUACAUGUAUGCUUAUGGGAUGGACGUUUCUACUGAUGCCAACGGAACAGUUAAUGUGCAAGCUCUGUACAGUCCUAUCCACCACGAUCAUGGAGCUGCGGCACGUUCAUUGGCUCGCGUCUUCAUGGCCUUACUCCGAUAUUACUCCAAAAACAUGGAUGCUACAAUAAAGAUCAUUGACGAACCCCUUGCUUUGGACCUGUCACCGUGGCUGAAAGAUGUGACUACACCACCACUUUUCAUACAAUUUAUGUUGAUACUGACCAUUUCUCAUAUUACUCUUCUACCAUCCAAGGAAUAUGGACUUAUCAGGCAUAUUCAAAAACAUGCGAUAAACUUCUCCCCGACUCGCUAUUGGUUGACUCUCUACUUCUUUGACCUGAUACUGUACUGGAUGCUGGUCGGUGUGAUGAGCGUCAUUAUGAUCACCAUCAUGCUUCUCACUAUACCUAUGACGUAUUUGAAUUAUGUUGAUCUCUGCGAAACGACGAUAUUAGCAAAAAUAUUCUACGGUGAUGUUUUCAGUUACGCUGUUGACUUCAUGAGUCUCUCUCCUCAAUUUAAUAUGGCGUACGCCUUUGUGAAGAUCAAACAGAUAUUCUUGUACAACAGCGAGUGUGUUAUAUUCAAAGCUAGAAACCUUUGUCCAAUGAAUACUUUUCAUAAAUGUUGUGACGAAAAGGUGGACACUUUCGGAGACUAUAUUUUGGCGUCAAAUGUGGCAAAGAGAAUUGGCAAUUUCUACGCGGUCCACAACCUUUUUCUUGGGAUUGGAAGAGGGGAAGCAUUGGCUUUGUCUGGACUCAAAGCACACGGACGUACCACGCUGGGAGAAAUACUGGCCGGUUAUACUACACCAGAUGUAGGAAACGUCUGGGCAAUGUCGAAAUACAAAUUAAGAACGCAACCGCAUAAGUAUAGUCAACAAGUAUCCGUUAGCUGCGAUCGCGACCUGCUUCCUUCGUGGAUGGGGGUCAGUUCUGCUCUCGAACUAAUUGCUGCUCUACGAGGAGUGCCACGCAAGUUCAUAAAAGGAGAAGUUAAAAACUAUAUCAAGGCUCUUGAAUUGGAAAAGCUUGCAAAUCAGUAUGUUGAAGACAUUCACGCAAACGAUCGCACUCGUAUUCACUUUGCUGCGGCAGUGAUUGGGGCGCCCCCUACUAUCGUAUUAGACGAGUGCACUGCUUACCAGGACCAUUCCGUGAGACGAGCUAUGUACUCCAUUCUUAAUGCUCUUCGAAAAAGAGGGCAUGCUAUCUUUAUUAGUUCUAGCAGCAUCGAAAGUCACAUGCCAGUGACAAACAAACUGGCCAUCAUGCUGGAUGGUCACAUCUAUGACGUGGACUCAGUUGACAACAUGGUGGAACGGUACAGUAAGAAGGGAUACACCGUCGUAGUACAUCUCAAGGACGAGGUCGACGUUACUCAAAUGUUUUCCAGAUACUUUGUAAAUUUUGUCAUUAAUGAUACAACAGAGGUCCUGGUAAACAUCCAAGUACUUGAUACAGAGCUAACUUGGGCGGGAAUAUUUGAAAAAAUGGAAGCUUUGAAAGCCGAUAAUCAAGAAGUAUACUCAUACAUUGUAACUGUAAUUCCUAUAGAUUAUAUUUAUAACACAAUUAUUAACAAGAGCUCUGGUAACUAUCGGGCUACAGGACUGUGUUCUUGGAAAUGGUUUAAAAAACUGAUGUCAGUCAAACCAGAGAUCGUGCCCAAAAAGAGGGCGUUGAAAAAAUUGAUUCCGUUUGAGCAAAAGUAUGACAUUACCAAGCUGACGGAGCUUCCUUGGUCUGUUAUCUUCCAUAGAUAA